CACAAAGUUUGAUAAAUCUGGGCCAUAGUGUGUGUGGAAAGUGAUGGAUUAAAGAUGGAUAAUGUUACAGCCUAGGUAAUGGCCGUGUUGAGCUCCUAACGGGCACGCCUCUCCUGCUUCCUCAUAACCUCAGAGCAAGCGUGUGAGGGGGUGACCUUUGAUUGGCUGGAAUCUCAGACGUAAGUCACGUGAACGGCAGGGCUUGGCGGUAAGCUGUGAAGAUCUUGGACUUGGAUCUUGUGACAAAGUCUGAGUUUGGUGAGCGGCGCUGGUUGUGUGACGCUUGAGGAGAAAAUGGUGGUGAUUCUCGGCUACUGGGACAUCCGCGGGCUCGGCCACGCCAUCCGCCUGCUGCUGGAGUACACCGGGACACCGUAUGAGGAGAAGCGCUAUGCGGAGGGGGAUGCUCCAGACUAUGACAAGAGUCAGUGGUUGGAUGAGAAGGAGAAGCUGGGCUUGGACUUUCCAAAUUUGCCCUACCUCUUGGAUGGAGAUGUUAAAUUGACUCAAAGUAACACAAUUCUGCGCUACAUUUCCCGCAAGCAUGGAUUGUGUGGUAAUACUGAAAAUGAAGAGACUUUUGUAUCGCUGUUUGAAAAUGAAACAAUGGAUUUCAGAAUGCAGAUUGCUUCUCUUGCAUACAAUUCUCAGUUUGAACAGCUGAAGGGACCAUAUCUGGAAAAGCUACAAACUGUUUUGGCAAGAUACUCUAGAUUUUUGGGGGAAAGACAAUGGUUUGUUGGGGACAAGCUCACACUUGCAGAUUUUCUGGUAUAUGAUGCCCUGGAUUCGAACAAAAUUUUGGAUCCUACAUGCCUCCAAAAUUUCAAAAACUUACAGGACUUUCUGACACGUUUUGAGGCUCUCCCUGCUAUUGCUGCAUACUUGAAAACACCCCGUUGUAAGAGAAUUCCUGUUAACGGCAGAGAAGCAUUUUGGUCUAACAAAUGAUCCUGCACAAUAGUUUUUCAUUGACAGAUGUGCAGCCAUGUGAACGAUGGUUAUUUGUGUAAAGGACAAACUUUAAAAAUUCUGUUUGUAAAUUCCUCAUCUGAGCUGCUGUUUCCCCUGGUCCCACCAACUUUUAAAACCUUUAUAUGAGCUGGAGCCUUCCACUUGGUCUCCUUGGUAACUGUGACAGCGGUACACCCAGUGCUGUAGGAAUGUAAUAGUACUGGGUUUUAACUGAUAUGGUUACCAAGGAGACAAAGUGGGAGAUUCCAGCUCAUAUCUUGUUUUAAAAGCUAGUUGGACCAGGGAAAGUGGCAGCUCAGAUGAGGAAUUUAGACAGGUUUUUAUUUUAUUUAUAACUCCACCAAUAACAUAUGCAAAAUCAGAGUAACAUGGCACUAGAGAUGAGCGAACUUACAGUAAAUUUGAUUCCUCGCGAACUUCUCGGCUCGGCAGUUGAUGACUUAACCUGCAUAAAUGAGUUCAGCUUUCAGGUGCUCCGGUGGGCUGGAAAAGGUGGAUAAAGUCCUAGGAAAGAUUCUCCUAGGACUGUAUCCACCUUUUCCAGCCCACGGGAGAACCUGACGAAUCGAAUUUACUGUAAGUUCCCUCAUCUCUACAUGGCACCACUGAAAUAGACAAUCAAGGAGAUCCGUGCCCAGCCAACACCAAAACAGUAGACAUAAACACAUACAGAACACACACACACACCCCCGGAGUUACCCACCACUUCCCAGUCCAUGAUAGAGUCAAUCAUAUUGCCCAAGAGAACUGACCCAUUCCAUGACUACCAUGACUACCAACUCUCCUAUCAUUAGCCAGGGCAUACAGACAAUAGGGGAGAUUUAUCAAAACCAAUGUAGAGUAAAAGUUGACCAGUUGCCUAUCAAUCAGCUUGCUUCUUUCAUUUUUUAAAAGGCUUAUGAAAAAUGAAAGAAGCAAUCUGAUUGGUUGCUAUGGGCAACUGGUCAACUUUUUCUUUACUUGGGUAUUGAUAAAUCUCCUCCAAAAUGUAUAAAGUUUGUCCUUUACACAAAUGACUAUGUGCUCAUGACUGGUCAUAAAUUGGCUUAUCCAAUUUACAGUAGAGAAGUGUUAGAGACCAAGUUUAUGGCAACUCUUCUGAUGAUUUGAAGUCAGAAACUUUCAUCAUCCACUGUAUGUGAGAACUUGCAGGCUAGAGAAGAGAAAUUGAGCAAUGUUCCUAAUAAAGCCAUUCUAAAAAUGUA
Molecule: messenger RNA, 2180 nt
Organism: Hyla sarda
Lineage: Eukaryota; Metazoa; Chordata; Amphibia; Anura; Hylidae
Product: glutathione S-transferase Mu 4-like
Exons: 8
Coding region: 295-951 (218 amino acids)
Biological process (GO): glutathione metabolic process
Molecular function (GO): glutathione transferase activity
Source: RefSeq, a predicted model, not a curated record